CUGGGGAGCGGAGCCGCCGCCGGAGCUGCGUCCGCUAUGGGGACGGAGUACGCGCGGAUGCGCUGCAUCAAAAUCUUGCUGUUCAUCUUCAAUCUGAGCUUCUGGCUGGCAGGAUUGGCUGUCAUUGCCUUUGGUCUGUGGCUGCGGUUUGGUGGGGCUAUGGCAGAGUUUGCUUCAGACAAAAGGUCUCCAGAGUAUUUCUUCAUAGGUCUGUAUGUAUUGGUGGGAGCAGGGGCUCUCAUGACCACAGUUGGAUUCUUUGGGUGCUGUGGAGCAGCGCGGGAGUCUCAGUUCUUGCUUGGAGCAUUCUUUGCUUGCUUGUUGGUGAUAUUUGCAGCUGAGAUCACCGCUGGAGUGUUUGCAUUUAUAGGCAAGAAAGUGGCAAUACAGGAAGCCCAGAAAAUCUAUGAAGACAUCUAUGAGGAAUACAUGAAAAAUCCGGGGAAGGUGAACAGAACCAUCUAUCACUACCACUUGGCUCUCCAAUGCUGCGGUAAAGAUAAUUUGGAACAACACGCAGGAUUACCUUGUCCAGAGAAAAUGCAGGUGCCAAAGAACUGCCUGGUUGAAAUCCACAACGUAAUCGAUGCCAAUCUGCAUCUAGUUGGGAUUGUUGGAAUUGCAAUUGCUGGCACCACAAUCUUUGGCAUGAUAUGCAGCAUGGUUCUCUGCUGUGCUAUCCGUAACACGAGAGAUAUGAUCUAAAACUGUCACUGCACAACUGUGUCCAGAAGCUUUACAAGAAGUGCUCUUCUACCCAGCUUAAUAACUGUAAUGUAUUUUAAUUAGUGUUUUAACAUACUGAGAGGAAAAUAUCCCACGAGGUGUGGAGGUGAAUUGUAUUAGUGGCAGUAAAACUGAAAUGAACAAAAAAAAGGGUUUUAAAAUGUCCUUUUUAAUGGAAAGAGCCGAGAUGGCAUCAAAGACUAAUUUGAUUUUUAAUGUUUGUGUAUGUGCAAUUUAGAGCUUACAUAUCUAUAGGCACUGUGUAAGUACAUGCAUUUCUCUCAUUACAGAUAUGUAUGCACAUUAUCUGUGCAUGUAGUACCUUAUGUAGGUAAGUAUGUGCAAAUGGGAUGUGUUGUGUGUCCACAUUUGCAUGCACAUUUUUCCAGUCUCACCAUGCAGGAGUUGUGCACACACCCAGAGGUUGCUUGAAACACUUUCAUUCCGACCCCCCUUUGCCAAGAGCUGGUGGAGGAACAAAUGCCAUUUUAAAAACGACCCAGCAUCCAUUUUGUAACUGUUCCGUCCAGCCCCCAAAGAGGAAGUCUGUUUUGUUUUAAACGGCUUUUGUUGUUACAAAAGGGUCUCCUCCAGCACACUCCUUCCUGGAGAUCUUCCAAAGCCCCUGGAUGUGGUCCUGGGCGCUCUGCCCUUCACGGCUCUGCUGCAGCACAGCGCCUGGAUCGGAGGGACGCAGAGAUC
Molecule: messenger RNA, 1428 nt
Organism: Centrocercus urophasianus (Greater sage-grouse)
Lineage: Eukaryota; Metazoa; Chordata; Aves; Galliformes; Phasianidae
Gene: TSPAN2
Product: tetraspanin 2
Exons: 8
Coding region: 37-705 (222 amino acids)
Cellular component (GO): membrane
Source: RefSeq, a predicted model, not a curated record